AGGGCCGGUUUUUUGGUUGGAUAGAGAAAGUGCUCAUCAAAAGAGAGAGAGAGAGAGGGAGCUCCAUCUGCGCAUGCUUUAGAAACUUAUUUUCCUACUAUAAUGGAGGCAAAACGAGAAGAAGGCGAAGCCCAUCUUCCCUCCAAUGUUGCUGCCCCGAGACCGAGACCACCCACCCCCGACCACCCUCCCUACGCCGAGAUGGUUCGGGUGGCGCUGCGAGAGCUGGCGGAGGAGGGCGGCUCCACGGAGGCCUCCAUCUCCCGCUACAUCCAGUCCAACUACACUCGACUCCCUCCCGGCCACUCCAGACUCCUCCCUUACUACCUCGGCAAGUUCGUCGCCGCCGGAGACGUCUCCAUGCUUUCUCCCAAUCGCUUCGCCCUCCCGUUAACUCCUCCUUCCCCAACUCUCCUCCCCCUCCCUCACCACUAUCCCAUUCCAACGCCCAAUCAUCAUCCUAACCCUAAUCCUCGUCGAUCGUCCUUUCGGCAAAAAAACGCCGGUCCUCAAAUUCCGCGCCGCCGUGGGAGGCCACCUAAAAUGACCACGGCCACCACCUCUGGCUCCGCCGUCGGAGGCCUUAUGCUUCUUCCUCCUUGGCCAAAAAGCCCGCAUCAUGUGAUGGAUUCGAGCGCAUCGCCGGCGCCGCCGAUACGGCGGGGACGGGGCAGGCCGCGUAAGAACCCUGAGACGAAGGCUCCGACUCCCGUUGAGCCGGUUCCGAGGCCGCGGCUGAUCAUUCGGCUACGAAGCAAACCUCCAAACCCCAUGUCUGCUGCUGCUGCUUCCGAGGUUACGGCGGUUGAGGAGUGUGAUUCCGGAAAUAAUGUGGAUGGCUUGGAGGCAGCACAGAGGAAUCCUGAUGAGGAGAAGGCAUUGCCGGCCAAUGUUUAUAUGAUUGAAGAGUCGGCAUUGUUGCCUCUGGUUUCAGUGCCUUUGGAACCUGAUGUCGAAAUGCUGCAUAUGGAUCAAAUGCAGCCAGAGCCAGAGGGUGGUUUGCUGCUGCUACAGCCUGAGUCUGAAUUUUUGCUGCGAGCGCCGGAGCGAGCUGAGAACAAUGAAGACCGGUCGCUGCCGACCUCAGUAAUGCCUGAGACCAAACAAGAUCAAUCUGUGCUGCUGGGAGCAAGUUGGUCCAAAUCCAUAGAGGAAUCAUUGCCACCGGCAAUUCAGGCUAAUGCGGAGUUGCUGCUGCCGACCAGUGUGCACCUCGAGCCAGAGCCAAGUGAGGAACCACUGGCAUCUACCCAACUGCAUGUUGAAGUGAAAGAACCAAAAGAAGAGUCCUUGUCAUCAUCUAUUGUUCAACCUAAGUCUGAUGAAUUAUUCUUGCCUCAAGUUUGUGUUCAUCCAGAACCUUGGAAGGAAGAGUUAUUGCAGCUUCUCCCACAGCAAUCUGAGACUGGAAUAGACUUGUUCCUGCUGCCGGGUCCAAUGCAAUCCGAGCUCCAUGAGGAAUCGAUAUUGUCGGUCUCAACACAGCCUCAGCCUGAAGAACAACUGGUGCUGCCAGCACCGUUGAGUAUGGAGCUUAUAGAAAUCUCAUCACAACUGGCACCAGACCAACCUGAGUCUGUUGAGGAGACAUCACUGCAGCCAGAGUUAGAUGGGGAAUAUUUGCCACCUGCCCAACUUCCGCCCGAGCCCAAAGAAGAGCCAUUGCUGCUACCUUCCAUUCAGAUAGAGCCCAAAGAAGAGCUUUUGUCACUGGCCUCCAUUGAGCCUGAGGUUAAAGAACAGUCAUCCCCACCUGCUCCAAUCCCUGCGGUGGAGAAGGGCGAGAAGAGUGGGCAUUCUAGUAAGCACAGAAGAACGCAUGCUAAACAUAGGAGACUCUGGUUUGAAUGUUAAGAUGGAGAAUGGCCUUCUUUUCCCUCUUCUUCUCUGUAUUGUGCUGUUUAUGAAUUUUCUUAACUAGCUGCUCUUGUUGAGUUUAUCUGAAACUGCUUACA
This is a messenger RNA of Elaeis guineensis (African oil palm), 1955 nucleotides long. RefSeq lists its product as uncharacterized. Lineage: Eukaryota; Viridiplantae; Streptophyta; Magnoliopsida; Arecales; Arecaceae. Gene Ontology annotation, molecular function: double-stranded DNA binding; nucleosomal DNA binding. Gene Ontology annotation, biological process: nucleosome assembly; negative regulation of DNA recombination; chromosome condensation. Gene Ontology annotation, cellular component: nucleosome; nucleus; nucleolus. The record is from RefSeq and is a predicted model, not a curated record.